ACCCACACAUACACACACACCACACCCCUCGACCCCUCCUUUCUUCACUUUUCUAGUUAACCCCACCUCUUCCUUCCCGGCCCCACCCCGCAGCCAGCAACGUUUCAGCACCACGGAAAGCGGACAGCUCCUUCGCGCGCUCUCGCUCGCUCUCCCCAAACACACAAGCAUAAAACACUACCAGCCUGCGCUCUUCCUCGCUGGCGCUGCUCCUUUUCAAGAGAAGAACUGUUUUGAUUUGCCUCCGUCCGAUCUUUGCCUUUGAUCUGUCCAGCAAACCUCACUUCUUCUGCCGAGAAAGCGGGAAGAGAAAAGGGUUCCACAAUGAAUGCAGCCCGGAGGUCAGCCAAGGUGGACUCGGAGGUGACAGAGUCCCAGAUGGAGCCGUCCCUCAAUGCCACCGAAAUGCCCACCAAAGAGAACGUUUUUUCUGACUUGAAAGACAAGUUCAUGAACAAGCUGGGCGACCUGCCAAUCCCGCCCUGGGCUUUGGCCACCAUCCUCAUAGUGGCCGGCCUCCUGCUUCUCUGCUGCUGCUUCUGCGCCUGUAAGAAAUGCUGCGGCAAGAAGAAGAAAGGCAAGAAAGGCAAAGACAAAGUGAAGGCCCAGAUCAACAUGAAGGAGGUGAAGGAACUGGGCAAGAGCUACAUCGACAAGGUCCAGCCUGAGAUAGAAGAUUUGGAUCCAUCUCUGCUGCAGGAACCCAAGGAAGAAAAGCCUCAGGAGAAGCUGGGGAAACUCCAGUACUCACUUGAUUAUGAUUUCCAAAGCACCCAGUUGGUGGUGGGCAUUCUGCAAGCUGCUGACCUGCCAGCCUUGGACAUCGGUGGCACCUCGGACCCUUACGUCAAAGUCUUCCUGCUCCCAGAGAAGAAGAAGAAAUAUGAGACCAAAGUGCACCGCAAAACCCUCAACCCCACAUUCAACGAGUCCUUCACUUUUAAGGUCCCCUACUCGGAACUGGGCGGCAAGACCCUCGUCAUGGCCGUCUACGACUUUGACCGCUUCUCCAAGCACGAUGCCAUUGGUGAGAUACGCAUCCCCAUGAACACGGUGGACCUGGCCCACGUCAUUGAAGAGUGGCGGGACCUGCAGUCGGCGGAGAAAGAAGAGCAUGAGAAGCUGGGAGACGUCUGCUUUUCUCUCCGGUAUGUCCCUACGGCUGGGAAGCUGACAGUUAUUGUGCUAGAAGCGAAAAACCUGAAAAAAAUGGACGUGGGGGGCCUUUCAGACCCCUAUGUUAAAAUCCAUCUCAUGCAAGGAGGGAAACGUAUCAAGAAGAAGAAAACAACCAUUAAGAAAAACACACUGAAUCCCUAUUACAACGAGUCGUUCAGUUUUGAGGUGCCAUUUGAACAAAUCCAGAAAGUCCAGGUUGUUCUGACGGUCCUGGAUUAUGACAAACUGGGCAAAAACGAAGCCAUCGGGAAGAUCUUUGUGGGCUGCAACGCCACGGGGGCCGAGCUGCGCCAUUGGUCUGACAUGCUGGCCAAUCCUCGGAGACCCAUUGCGCAGUGGCACACCCUGCAGCCUGAAGAAGAGGUGGAUGUGGCUGUUGGCAUAAAGACCUCUUGAUGCCCCUCCCUUGUUGGCCGAAGGAUCUGGCAACAGUUGCUUCUCCCGUCCAGAGCGAAUGGGAGUGUGUGGUUGAGGCACCCCUGAAAAUGUGCACGUGUGUGGGGAGGGGGAGAGCCUGUGAGCCUGUCUCUUCUCUCAGAGCCAUUUCCUGUUGAAAAAUAAGAAACAUCUCCAAGAGAGA
Molecule: messenger RNA, 1759 nt
Organism: Lacerta agilis (Sand lizard)
Lineage: Eukaryota; Metazoa; Chordata; Lepidosauria; Squamata; Lacertidae
Gene: SYT5
Product: synaptotagmin 5
Exons: 9
Coding region: 325-1575 (416 amino acids)
Biological process (GO): synaptic vesicle endocytosis; regulation of calcium ion-dependent exocytosis; regulation of dopamine secretion
Cellular component (GO): axon; synaptic vesicle membrane; dense core granule
Molecular function (GO): clathrin binding; calcium-dependent phospholipid binding; phosphatidylserine binding
Source: RefSeq, a predicted model, not a curated record